UCAAAAAACUUUACAUGGCACCUACAACAAUUACACUCUUUGAACAUGAUAAAUCUGUACAUGAAAAUCUUGGAGGAGGAAAAGUGGCAGAUAUAUUAUUAUGGAGGAACAGAAAGGAAUCUGCUGCACUUUUUCUUUGGAUGACAGUGAUAUGGUUUCUAUUCGAGAUCCUCGAGUACAAUUUAGUAACAAUCAUUUCUCGUUUUUUCAUCGCCGUCAUGCUUGUGCUAUACAUAUGGUUCCUAGUUGCAAAUAUAUUUGAAUGGAAAAAUCCUCAUGUACCGGAAAUCAUUUUACAAGAGUCUUUCUUCAAUGAUCUUGCUUUCAUCAUCUACCGAAGAUUCAACUCGAUAUUACCAACACUUUUCUUGCUUACGUGUAUACCGGAUCUACCAUACUUUUUUAUGAUCAUUGUUUUCCUGCUCUAUGUAGUCUCGGUGAUUGGAAGUUACUUCAGCUUUAUUAAUCUUCUAUACAUUGGCUAUAUCUGCAUGCAAACAUUGGCACUUAUGUUUGAACGGUACGGCGAAGAAAUUAACAAUCUGUUUGGAGAUAUCAUGCUGGUAAUCAAGAAAAUGUAUAGGAAGUUUGACGAAAAUUAUCUCAGAAAAAUUCUUAGAGGACCAUUGAAGGAAAAAAAAGGUGAAUGAUUUACUAGUUUGAAGAAAACUAGUAACUGAUAUGACAGAUAUAUAGUGAAGGGCAUCAACAAAAAAACACAAAGACUAAUAUGAGAAGUUUGAUAAAGACUUACAAUAUAAGCACUUAUCAUACAAGUGCUUAUGUAUGAAUUAUUUUUAACAAAAAUAAAAUGAAAUAUCUUUUCUACAAAUUAUUUUCAUAUAGUGAACAAAUCAAACUGAACUCAAGUUCUUGAGCUCAUUCAGUUGCAGCCUACUUAUUCAUAGCAAAAACUGAAACUGAACUCUAUCAACUUUGUUUUCUGAAACACAUACAUUAAACACAAACCUGAGUUUAAUUGAAAUCUUAAUCACGGUCCGAAAAUGAAGAAUAAUCUGCAAACACCUUAUUUUUCCGUCCAUAACAAGACCACCGCCACCCUCGCCUCAGCGUUUGAUGACAGAUUCUAUAAGAUGGUUUGAUGAAACAACAUAGUGGACAACACACACAUAGCAAGCAACAACUACAAAGGAACUCAAUCAAUUUUUCCUUUCUUUUGUUUGGACCUUGAAUUUGAGAUGAAUUUACCAUCUUAUAUGUAUUUGUUGAAGAUGAAAAAUACUUGCAAUACUAAUAACGACUUAUAGGAUUGGUAUGAUGCAGUAUUAAAAUGUUUCUUUUUCUCCUAUAUUGCAUCAUUCUUUAGUUUUGGGCAUUUAGCUAUCUAGGAAUUUUGUAGUUGCAAUUGCAAAGGGUGCUUUUCACAUUCUAGAUUCGGAAAUAUGGUAAAGAGAAUGUUUGCUAUUGGUGACACUAGAGGCAAGUGCAAUAGAACUUGCCUAAAGUUAUUCUUCCAAUAUUAAUGUAUCCAAUGUUUUGCAUUUUUCUUUCUAAAAGUCGGGACCAUAACUUUGAAGGAUAUUAUU
Vicia villosa (hairy vetch) is the source of this 1547-nucleotide messenger RNA. RefSeq names its product reticulon-like protein B9. Lineage: Eukaryota; Viridiplantae; Streptophyta; Magnoliopsida; Fabales; Fabaceae. Bases 15 to 650 code for a protein of 211 amino acids. The transcript is spliced from 5 exons. The record is from RefSeq and is a predicted model, not a curated record.